AUGGCUGCUUCUGGGAGUCCUGUCGUGGAUCUCUGCGAGGAAGCCACUUGCUCCAUCUGCCUGGAGUGUUUCAGGGAUCCAGUGAUCAUCCCGGAAUGCGGGCACAACUUCUGCCGAUCCUGCCUGACCCAGUAUUGGGGGAAAUCUGAGGGAGAGGCUUCCUGCCCUCAGUGCAGGAAAAGGGUGGAGCAAAGCAGCAUCAGGCGAAACCUGCAGCUGGCAAAUGUUGUGGAAAUAACUAAGAAAUUCAGCCUUCUGGGCAGAAAAGAGGAGGCAGAAGGAAAGGGGAGAGUUUGUGAGAAGCACCAGGAGCCCCUGAAGCUCUUCUGCAAGGAGGAUGAAGCCCCCAUCUGUCUGGUUUGUGACAAAUCCAAGGAGCACAAAAGCCACAAGGCGGUUCCUAUAGAGGAGGCAUCCCUGGAGUACAAGGUAGGAAAACACUCUAGAUCAGUGGCGUAGCAUUCCUUGCUGGUGCCCGGGGCAUGCCGCACCCCAUGGGGACAAGUUGUGCCAGUGGAGCGACCCCCAGUAACUGGGGCUAGGGGGGGGGCAUUGCACCGCCUGCUCAGCCAUGCAGUGGGGAGCUCGGCCAGCCAACGUGGCUGAUGCUGCCUUGCUCUGAGGGGUGCAAGUCUCCCAGUGCACUGCAAACCCAGCACCGCUUUGUGAGAUUUGCAAUAGCUGUGUGCGGCUGGCAGGGUGCCAGCCUGUUAGUCCUUCAGAUGGAAGACGUUGCGCGAAGGACGCAACAGCUCACAACAGGUGCCCCCCAGGCUGGCCCAUGCUAUGCCUCUGCUCUGGAUUUGCUUGGGGGAUGGAAUAGCUGUAGGAAAGCCAGGCUUGCAAGAUCAUAGAGUUGGAAGGGACCCAAGGGUCAUCUAGUCCAACCCCCUGCAAGGCAGGAAUGAUGCCAAGGUACUCUUGAAAUAAUGUCUUCUCCCCACCCCCUCUGUCAGGAGCCUUUGUGCAGCCUUGUGAAACUUCUGAAAACACUAGUUGAUAAACGUUUCAUCAUCUUUCGAGGGAUUAAUUUCCCUCUAUGUCCCCCUGCAGCAUAUUGGAGUCACUCCCCACAGUUCUUCCUCUGGAAGCAGCUCCCAGUGAAGGCUCCUAGAACUGGAAGGUGGGGCAAGGCAGGGGGCAGGAAUGAAGGGGAACCUCCGGAAGGACCCGGGAAUGUGGGGCAGGGAGCAAGCAUAUGAUUCAGUUGCCUGAUAGGGGCGGGUCCAAGAUGGCGACGGCUUAGCAAGCAGGCUUCGGAGCUCCGCAGAUAACAGGACUGUAAUUAGCAUUGACUGCCACCCAGGGAAGUAAUUUUUCCUUUUUUACUUCUCUACUUUUUAACUUACUGAGAGUCUAACAGCACCUCCUUGUCUAUGCUAUGAGAAACAUCCUGGGCAAGUUCUGUGAAGCAUUUUGGGCAGGCCGCCAGCUGCUAGCUAUUAACCACCAACUCCCUUCUAUACUUUGUCCCUGAAACUCCUGGCAUUCCCCACACAGAGAAGCUCUUAAAUUGAACAAACUGAGCACUUUCUAUUCUUUUCUCUCUUUUUUGGUUGGGGAAACCUCUCCUUGUUUACUCCCCACGGUGACGCUAUGCCUGCUAGUAAACGCCACAGGGACCCAGAGGAUGUAGCUCUCUCACCGGUUCCCAAACAAUCUAAAAUAGAGGACUUUUUUAACAAAUCUGCUUUUACAGUUCCAACAAAAAACCGGUUUUCUCCUCUUGAAGAUGAUUGUGAGUGUGGGGAGAGUAUUCAAGGUGAGAGCGUGGAACUGGAUCCAGCAAUGGGGCAAGCUGAUCCUGUGCUCCUCAGAGAGGAAGGAAUAACAAGUAGGGAGAUCACCCAAUUAACUCUAAUUGCAAGAACGGUUGAGCAUAUCUUCCAGUUGCCUGAUAUUACUAAAACGCUCGAAAAAGCAAGCCAGCUGGGAUUUUCUUUUCUUUUCAGGAUCAGAUCAGCAGAUGCCUAGACAACGUGAGGAAGGAGAGAAAGAAAAUUCUGAUGUUUAAAGCAGAUGCAAGAAAGGAAAGCCAAGACCUGCUUGUAAGCAUCACUGUUAUUUGAAGGUGAAAAAGUGCUGUAGUCUUAAAUCUCUCUAAAAUGUCAGACAUGCCCUUCCAAGUGAAUUCUGGUAUCUGGCCUCUUCAUUCUUCAACAUUAUGCCUGAUAGUGGCCUGCGGUUCUCCUCCUCUUUCUCUUUUUGCUGCUGCAGAAGCAAAUGAAAGCAGAGAAGGGGAAGUUAGUGGCUGAGAUCAGGCGAAUGCACCAGUUUCUGGAAGAACAAGAGAAGCUUCUUCUGGCCCAGAUGGAAGAGGUGGAGAAGGAGAUUGCAGCCCAAAGGGAGGAGCAGCUGGCCAGACUCUCCAGGGAACUCUCCUCUCUUGACAGCCUCAUCCAGGAGAUGGAGGAUGUGAUGGGACGAUGAGCUGCUUGUGUGUAAAAUCCUAGUCCCUCAGAGUUUGGUCAAGUUUGCAAACCUCUGUCUGUAACGGAGCCCCUUAAACAUGGCUCCGUCAGUCGCUGGCAGAUUCCGACAGUGGUUGCUUGGAAUCGCUUCCAACAUAAAAGCUCCUUAACGGAAACACGUCUUCUGGACUCUCUGCGUGACAGUUUCCGGCGAGGAGUGGGUGUCCCUACAGGAGGUCCUGAAACCUCCCCACUGUUUUCGCUGGAAGUGUCUCUGAGCCAUCCCUCCAGCUCCCUUUCCCUCAGCUCAGCUCCUCUCCCCCUACUGGUUCCCUCUUCAGCUGCUGAGUCUCUCCCAACCUGUGUGAGCCCUUUCACUUCCCUUCCUUCCGAUGGCAGUUCCCUGACAGAGGAGAAGCUUCAGGAACCAGCGAGUGAACUCCUGCAGGUGAGGCCUCAUCCUGAUGUGAGAGAGUGGAGUGGGCUGCUUCAGACUGCAAGCAUUUCUUAGCCCUUCCCCACAUAAAAAUAAUGUUGUAAGAGAAACAAGCAGUACAUAGGAGCCCACUCUGAGGGGAUGAGAUCCCUUGGACACCCCAAUAAAAUAUUUGAGGGGGCCAGCCCCCCCAAUAAUUGACAUUUCUGUUGAAAUGGGGUGUGUGUACUGCAUAUUGUGAUUGAUUAUGUGGGGCGUAGCUUACCUGCCCACCCCCCAAUAUUUUCUUCAAGUUGUCACUAGAUCAAACCACGGGCCCUUUCCUUUCUGCUUCCUGUUCUCGCAUUGGCCAACCAGAGGUCUCACGGAAGCCCACAAGCCAAUAGGGCUCUGUAUUCAAUUAACCUUUACUCAGAGUAGACUAUCUUAGGUUCAUUAAUUUCAGUGUGUCUGAGUAAAAGCUAGUUGAAUACAACCGAUACUGCCUCCAACGCAGCUUCUUUAAUAUUUGCAUAUAUCAGCUUCGUCUUUAUAAGAGGGGCAAGGUGUGGAAAGCUUGAAACUAGAAACCAAGAAAGCAGAAACCAGGGACUUUCCUGGAUUUACAAAAGCCAUCCCGGCAGCUCUGUAUAGGGAAGUUUUUAAAUGUUUCAUGUUUUACUAUGUUUUUAUAUAUGUUGGAAGCCACCCAGAGUGGCAGGGGCAACCCAGUCGGAUGGGCGGGGUAUAAAUAAUAAAAUAUUUAUUUAUUAUUUACCUUCAGUCUCAUAUUCAUAUAUUUCCUUCAGUAUAUUUUGGAAGCAAGUGAGUGUCAGUUUUCCUUCAACUUGUUAGGUGCUCUCUAGAUGAUCCCUUUUGCCAUAGGAAAAAACCUGCUCCCAAGUCUCCAGGAUAAACGUAUAUCCAUCAUGCCUUUAUUGUCAGGAUGAGACGCCUGCCUUGUCAGAAAGCUCCUUGCAUUGGAAGAAUGGAGGCGUGACUUUGUUCUUCUCCUCCCAGGUCUCAGGAGAAGGAGAACUUAGAGGAUCCUCCUGUGGCUUUUCCUCCUGCCCUGAAGUGGAGGAUCUGGGACUUCUGCGAUAUUAAUCCCUUCCUGGAGCGAGUCAUGGAAAAAUUCAGAGGUAAUAAAGAAGGGCUGAAAGGAUUGUUUAAUGGAUGUUUAGAAGUGUUCAUGACAGGCUCCAAGUCAUAUGAAUUAUUAGCCAUGCCAGGAAAAAUGGAAGUUUAUUUAUUCUCUUUCAAUAUCUAGAGGCCAUACUUUCACAUGCGAAGACUCAGAGCUUAUGCUGCUUUCUUUACGCAAUCACAGCUUUACGCGGAUCGCUAUAAAAUAGAGAGCGGGCAAGAAAUUAUCGUUUACUGGGCUUCGCCUCUGCCUUGUUUAUUGGGCUCUGAGAGGCUCCAUCAAGAUCUUAUGGGAACAUGCCAAAUCUCAGAUGGAGUACAACCCUCACAUAAGUUGCGAGUUGUCUGUAAAAAGUUGUACUUGACCUCUUCACAUCUCUCAGCCAGGCCUUAGGUGCUUUCACGCAUCUCACCCAUUUCCCAAGUAUCUUCACCUACACCCCGCGACGGGGUGAGCUCCUGUUGUUUGGUCCCCGCUCCUGCCAACCUAGCAGUUUGUAAGCACGUCAAAAGUGCAAGUAGAUAAAUAGGUACAGCUCCAGUGGGAAGGUAAACGGCGUUUCCAUGCGCUGCUCUGGUUCGCCAGAAGUGGCUUUGUCAUGCUGGCCACAUGACCCGGCUCCCUCGGCCAAUAAAGCGAGAUGAGCGCCGCAACCCCAGAGUCGGCCACGACUGGACCUAAUGGUCAGGGGUCCCUUUACCUUUACCUUUAAACUACAGCCGUACCUUGGAUCUCAAAUGCCUUUGCUCCCAAACAAAUCGACUCCCGACUCCUGCAGCCAAUGAGAAACUGUGCUUUGGUUUCUGAACGUUUUGGAAGUUGAAUGGACUUCCGGAACGGAUUCCAUUUAACUUCCAAGGUAUGACUGUACAAUCUCAUGAGUUCGUAUUGUCAUUACUAGAUGAGUUAUCAAGACAGGUCUUUAAGCAGAGGCUUGACAACCAUAUGUCAGGAAUGCUCUGAUGGUGUUUCCUGCUUGGCAGGGGGUUGGACUCGAUGGCCCUUGUGGUCUCUUCCAACUCUAUGAUUCUAUGAUUCUAUGAUUCUAUGAUUCUAUGACAGUGGCAAGAUGCUAAAUCUCUGUUCUCUUUUCUCUUGCAGACACACUGAGAUCUGGACUUCAGCAGCGAAAAGGUAAAUGUCAGGGUUUAAAGGAGGAACAGUUUCAGGAGUAAUGGAAUCUGCUUCUCAAAAGACCAGGCUACUGUGGAUCUUCUGUCCAUCACCCACCCCAGUCCAGUCCCCCUUUGCACUUUUCAUGUCUCCUUUACAGUUUUUUGUCACUUUCAGGAAGUGAUAAAUUGUACUUAAGGUGUUUUACUCUCCCAAUUUUCUUGUCAGUGAGAAGUUCACAGAGGUUUCCUUUUGAAGGAUAUCAUUGGAGGUUUAUGACAUUUCAUCCUUUUUGAGUUUUUUAUUUACCAGUAUCAAUAGAUUGACAGAGCUUAAACAUUCACAACAGGCAAGUCCACAGAUUGGCAUCAGAGAGAGGCAGCCAGGACCAAGACGACAACAACAACAACAACAACAACAACAACAAUAAUAAUAAUAAUUUAUUAUUAUUUAUACCCCGCCCAUCUGGCUGGGCCUCCCCAGCCACUCUGGGCGGCUUCCAUAAAAACCAAAAAUACAGUAAAAUAUCACACGUUAAAAACUUCCCUGAACAGGGCUGCCUUAAGAUGUCUUCUGAAUGUCAGGUAGUUGUUUAUCGCUUGACAUCUGCUGGAAGGGCGUUCCACAGGGCGGGCGCCACUACCGAGAAGGCCCUCUGCCUGGUUCCCUGUAGCUUUGCUUCUCGCAAUGAGGGAACCACCAGAAGGCCCUCGGCGCUGGACCUCAGCGUCCGGGCAGAAUGAUGGGGGUGGAGAUGCUCCUUCAGGUAUACUGGACCGAGGCCGUUUAGGGCUUUAAAGGUCAGCACCAACACUUUGAAUUGUGCUCGGAAACGUACUGGGAGCCAAUGUAGGUCUUUCAAGACUGGUGUUAUAUGGUUUCGGUGGCCGCCCCCAGUCACCAGUCUAGCUGCCGCAUUCUGGAUUAGUUGUAGUUUCCGAGUCACCUUCAAAGGUAGCCCCACGUAGAGUGCAUUGCAGUAGUCCAAGCGGGAGAUAACCAGAGCAUGCACCACUCUGGCGAGACAGUCCGCAGGCAGAUAGGGUCUCAGCCUACGUACCAGAUGGAGCUGGUAAACAGCUGCCCUGGACACAGAUUUGACCUGUGCUUCCAUGGACAGCUGUGAGUCCAAAAUGACUCCCAGGCUGCGCACCUGGUCCUUCAGGGGCACAGUUACCCCAUUCAGGAUCAGGGAAUCCUCCACAUCUGCCCACCUCCUGUCCCCCAAAAACAGUACUUCUGUCUUGUCAGGAUUCAACCUCAAUCUGUUAGCCGCCAUCCAUCCUCCAACCGCCUCCAGACACUCACACAGGACCUUCACCGCCCUCACUGGUUCUGAUUUAAAAAAGCGGUAGAGCUGGGUAUCAUCCGCAUACUGAUGAACACCCAGCCCAAACCUCCUGAUGAUCUCUCCCAGCAGCUGCAUGUAAAUGUUGAAAAGCAUGGGGGAGAGGACAGAACCCUGAGGCACCCCACAGGUGAGAGCCCAGGGGUCUGAACACACAUCCCCCACCACCACUUUCUGAACACGGCCCAGGAGGAAGGAGCGAGACCACUGUAUGACAGUGCCUCCAGCUCCCAGCCCAUGCAGACGGUCCAGAAGGAUGUUAUGGUCGAUGGUAUCAAACGCUGCUGAGAGAUCCAGCAGAACUAUGAAACAGCUCUCACCUUUGUCCCUAGCCCACCGGAGAUCAUCAAUCAGUGUGACCAAGGCAGUUUCAGUCCCAUGAUGAGGCCUGAAUCCCGACUGGAAGGGAUCCAAAUGGUCCGCUUCUUCCAGGCGUGCCUGGAGUUGUUCAGCAACCGCUCGCUCAAUCACCUUGCCCAAGAAUGGAAGAUUUGAGACUGGGCGAUAGUUGGCCAUCGUGGCCGCAUCUAAAGAUGUUUUUUUAGAAGCAGUUUAAUAACCGCCUCUUUCAGCGGGUCUGGGAAGGCUCCCUCACGGAGGGAAGCAUUCACCACCCCACGAAGCCCAUCGCCCAGUCCUUCCCAGCUAGCUUUUAUAAGCCAGGAUGGGCAAGGAUCCAGGAGACAGGUGGUUGGUUUCACUCGUCCAAGCACCCUGUCCACAUCCUCGGAGGUAACAGAUUGGAAUUGAUCCCACUCAACUUGACUCGACCAUGACAUGUUCUCAGCCAAUAGAGCCCAAACUCCACUCCCUCUUUCUCCUCCUUUGCUAUACACUCAAACAUUAAUUUUUAUUCUUGACAGACUCCUGAUAACAUCGUCUUUAGCUAGUACUUUUUUUUUUCUUGGUGGGGGGACAUGCCUCCAGAUACCUUCUAGCUAUUUUUUUGCUAUUUAGCCAGAAAUCUCUGCGACAACAAUAACAAGAGACCUGGCAACUGUGGCGUUCGUACGGAGCCCCCGGUCGUCUCACGGACUAUUGACCCGUACACCACUAAUCCGCUGCCACCAACCAGGUCCUCCCUGGUAAAAUCACUUCAGUCUCAGUCAGCUUUUCAAUUAAUAAAGAAGAGUGUAUUGUUUUUCAGACACAAACAAAACUUUUACAGCAUUCCAAACGUUGUUGCUCUUUACUUUCUUAUUUUCCUCUCUCUAUCUCUUCUACCUCCCAACACUCAAGAACCCACAGCCCUAACUGUCUCUCUAUUACCAACUGCCUUUCCCAACCAGACAACCCACGAAAACCCACCCACUACCCACCAACAACUCCCAACGAACUCCUCCCAGAACUGGUUUUAUAAACCCACUGACUCCACCCCCCUGGGUCCUGUCUGUGCAACCUAUUUAACUAUUACCCCUCCAGCACUCUCUUAUAUAUGUUAACGUCACAGUAACUUUCCUAAGCCGAUUUUUACGUAUAUGAGGAACAGAGAAGAGAAAGAUGAGUCAUAUAGCCUAUCUGGUGUGGGGAGCCAGGAUGGCGUCUUUGCAUUGAAGGUGAGGGUGGGAACAGCACCUCCUAGGUGUUACCGGGUUUGGCUUUAAUAAAGUAAUUUAAAUACAGUCAUACCUUGGGUUACAGAUGCUUCAGGUUGUGCAUUUUCGGGUUGCACACUGCACCGAACCCAAAAGUACCAGAACGGAUUACUCCGGGUUUCGGCGCUCGCGCAUGUGCAGAACCACUAAGUCACACUUUGCGCAUGCGCAGAAGCGCCGAAUUGCAACCCCCAUGUGCACAGACGCGGCGCUGCAGGUUGCGAACACUGCAGGUUGCGAAUGUGCCUCCCACAUGGAUCACGUUCGCAACCCGAGCGUCCACUGUAGUUAAAGAGACUUCUACUGUAUCUCUCCCUUUAUCCUGGGAGCCCGGGGGGGUUGCAUUAAAACAAGUCAUAGCAAAAGGAAACAAUAUCAACAAUGUAAUAGAUGUCAAUUUAAAAUAUAGAACUAUCAAUUUUCUGCUUCACUCUAAACAAACCAAUUUAAGUUUGUUCUUGGUUGACCGCUCACGUCAAUAAUUCCAAGCAGAACAUUUUAGACAGGGAGUAUCAAUCAGAGGACAGAAAUACAUUUUUAUGUAUUGUUCUUUUUAUAAACUACCUGGAAAGAUGGGGCAUAACAUGCUUUAAAUAUGUAACUGAAAAUUGAGAGCUCCUGCUCUCAGUUUUACCUGGCAUGUCCAGCAUGGUCUGUCAUGUGAUGUGAGGUAAAAGAUUAAGAUGUGAAUGAGAGUCCCUGCUUUGACUCUCUUCUGCCAUGAACUGUGGGGGGUGGGGGUGUCCUUAGACAAGCCACUGCCUCUCAGCCUCAGUCCUCCCAUAUGAAAAAUGGGCAUGCUAAGCUUGACUUAACUUACAGGGUCAGGUUCUAUAUAGAUAAUGUGUGAACCCUUGAAAGAACUGCAAAUAUUUCAAGAAUCAUUAAGAACUUGAUGAACAUCCCUCUCUCUCGAAUACAGAGCCAUGGAGUCCCUGUUCAUUUCAGAGGGGAUGCUGUUUCUGUCACGUGCCUAAGGAAAAGUCAGCUUCCCCGUUGAUGUCGUUUCUCUUCUCUUUCCUCCUCUGCCCCCACAGAAAACAUAACUUUGGAUCCAGACACAGCACAUCCCCUCCUCACCCUGUCUGAGGAUCGAAAGAGUGUGAGAGAUGGAGAAGUGCGUCAAGCCCUGCCAGACAACCCUGAAAGAUUUGACAGAUAUACCUAUGUGCUGGGAUGUGAGGGUUUCACAUCAGGCAGACAUUUCUGGGAAGUUGUUGUGAGAAGAGGGGAGGAAUGGGGGGUGGGGGUGGCCAGAAAGUCUGUGAAGAGGAAGGGUCUUUUCUCUUUUGGUCCUGGGGAAGGCAUCUGGUGUUUGGGGAAGUGGGGCGGUGGGUAUCAGAACUUUGUUCCAAGACAGGAGCCAAAGUGGAUCCGAGUGACCCUGAACUGUGAAGGGGGACGGGUGUCCUUUUACGAUGCAGAUACAGCAGUCCUCCUCCACUCAUUCUCAGCAGCCUCCUUCUCAGGAGAGACCCUCCAGCCCUUCUUUUAUGUGGCUGCCAAAGGCCACCUUACAAUCUCUGAGUGUAGAGACAGACUAGCUUCUCAGUUCGCCGCUUUUCCGUGCCAGCAGUCCUAA
This is a messenger RNA of Podarcis lilfordi (Lilford's wall lizard), 9611 nucleotides long. The record is from the annotation of a GenBank genome assembly. NCBI's taxonomy places the organism in Eukaryota, Metazoa, Chordata, Lepidosauria, Squamata, Lacertidae.